AUGGAGCCUGAUCUCUCGCACAGCAUCUCGCACCACCCGCACGCGUUUAAAACCCAAUCUCAGUCGGCCAGCUCAAUAUCGCUUCCGCAUACGCAUUCCCAUCAUCGACAUCAUCAUCAUCAUCAUCACCAUCAUCCGUCUCCGAUGGGCAGGUACGGAGCCGCAGCCAGUAGUACCGGAUGUGAAGCUACGGAUGGAGAGGACCACGGAGUGACCCGCCACCGCGACGUCGAGGUAGAGAGCCAGCGAACCGGUCGCCUCCCGCUCGUCAGCGCCGAGCACGACCCUUACGGAUUGUCGCAGCGAUACAAGACGCCUUCGGAGCUGGCGGCCAUCAAGGCAAACACGUCUAGAAAGCGCGAUGCCGCCGUCCGGCCCGAUUCCUCGGGCGUUGCCAGCACCGUGGGUGGAGCCUCGAACUCCGGCUCCGGCUCCGGCUCUCAGGCGCACGGAUCCGGGUCAAAGUGGAGACCGCCCAUCGGCCGCUCCGCCUUACAAGCCCGCCGCGUCCGGGGCUUCUAUGAAGCCCAAAACGAGACCAUCGAGCGCAUGCUCAAGAGCGUAGAAGAGCACGUCGCCGAGGCGCGUCAGGAACAGGGAGACGACCACCUCAAGUUCCAGAUCGCGGUCUGGGGCUCUUUGAUCGCCAACAUCAUCCUUACAGUCCUCCAGCUCUACGCAGCCAUCUCGUCCGGUUCGCUCUCCCUCUUCACCACCAUGGCGGACGCAAUCUUUGACCCGCUCAGCAACGUGACCUUGAUCCUGACCAAUCGGGCCGUGAACCGUGUUGACCCAGCCCGUUUCCCCUCAGGUAAAGCCCGCCUGGAGACGGUGGGCAACAUCACCUUCUGUUUCAUCAUGACGGCUGUGUCAGUCGUGCUCAUCGCCUUCUCGGCACAGGACCUAGCGCAGCACGACAAGCAGGACGAUACCAAGGAUUUCUACUUGCCCAGUGUCAUCGCCGUGUGCGUCGCCUUCGCGACCAAGUUCUCGCUCUUCCUGUACACCUGGUCGCUGAAGGACAAGUACAGCCAGGUGCGCAUCCUGUGGCAGGACCACCGCAACGACCUACUCGUCAACGGGUUCGGUAUCCUCACCUCUGUCGGCGGCGCCAAGCUGGUGUGGUGGCUCGACCCUGCGGGCGCCAUCUUUCUGAGCGUCAUCAUCACGGCCAUCUGGCUGCGCACUGCCUUUACCGAGUUCCUGCUGCUGGUGGGCGUCACGGCUAGCGUGGAGAUCCAGCAGCUGAUUACCUACGUGUGCGUCACGCACUCGCCCUUGAUCAAGCAGAUCGAUACCGUGAGGGCUUAUCAUUCCGGCCCGAGGCUGAUUGCCGAGGUGGACGUGGUCAUGGACCCGGACGCGACGCUGAUGGAGACGCAUGAUGUGGCGGAGGAACUGCAGAUGAAGCUGGAGAGCUUGCCGGAUGUGGAGAGGGCGUAUGUCCAUGUUGACUACGAGACUACGCAUAAGCCGGAGCAUGCUUUCAAGAAGGACUUGUAA
This is a messenger RNA of Sordaria macrospora k-hell, 1503 nucleotides long. RefSeq lists its product as uncharacterized. The record is from RefSeq and is a predicted model, not a curated record. Gene Ontology annotation, biological process: transmembrane transport; monoatomic cation transport. Gene Ontology annotation, cellular component: membrane. NCBI's taxonomy places the organism in Eukaryota, Fungi, Ascomycota, Sordariomycetes, Sordariales, Sordariaceae. Gene Ontology annotation, molecular function: monoatomic cation transmembrane transporter activity.